AUGACACGCCGCGACCCAAGCACGGCAUCCAACUAUGAUGCCUGGAGGACGAAGCAUACCACGGCCACCUUUAGAAUUGACUUCAAAGACCAGUGUCUACGAGGCUCGGUGUCCCUAGAACUAGAGUCCCAAACGGAGAAAGAAAGCAAGGAGAUCGUUUUGGAUUCCAGCUUCGUUGCCGUAUCAUCAAUCAAGGUUGACUCGGUCGAUUCGAAAUGGGAGGUAAAGGAUCGUGCAGAGCCCCUGGGUUCUCCCGUCCACAUCUCUAUACCAUCCGGAGUGAGCAAGGGGGCCACUAUCAAGGUGGAUAUUGAGCUCGAGACCACGAACAAGUGUACAGCGUUACAGUGGCUCACACCGGCCCAAACAUCAAACAAGAAAGCUCCUUUCAUGUUCUCUCAGGCGCAGGCCAUUCAUGCCCGCUCCCUCUUUCCCUGCCAGGACACUCCGGAUGUCAAGUCUACAUACUCCUUCCGCAUCACAUCUCCGUACGUGGUCGUCGCCAGUGGUGUCUCGAGCGGCGAGCCUGAACAGCAGGGAGAAGAGAAACUCUACUCCUUCGAGCAGAAAGUGCCCAUUCCAUCCUACCUGUUUGCUCUCGCAUCAGGUGAUUUGGCAUUUGCACGAAUUGGACCGAAUUCCGUUGUCGCAACCGGACCGGAUGAGGUGAAAGCUUGCCAAUGGGAAUUGGAGAGGGAUAUGGGCAAGUUCCUAGAUGUCGCUGAAAACAUCAUCUUCCCUUAUAAAUGGGGCGAGUACAAUGUGCUCGUACUACCCCCAAGCUUUCCAUAUGGAGGGAUGGAAAACCCCAUCUUCACUUUCGCAACUCCUACAAUCAUUUCCGGAGACCGUGAAAAUGUUGAUGUCAUCGCCCAUGAGCUGAGCCACAGCUGGAGCGGAAACCUGGUGACAAGUGGUAGUUGGGAGCAUUACUGGCUGAACGAAGGAUGGACCAUGUAUCUAGAGCGACGGAUUAUCGCAGCUGUUCAUGGAGAUGCUCACUUCGACUUUUCAGCCGUUAUUGGCUGGAAGCAUCUUGAGGAUGCCGUGAAGGAAUAUGGUGCAGACCACAGGUUCACUCAGCUGCUGAUUGAUCAUACGGGAAUAGACCCCGAUGAUGCCUUUAGCACCAUUCCGUACGAAAAGGGGUUUCAUAUGGUCUGGUACCUAGACCGGCUUGUUGGACGAGAAAAUUUCAACAAGUUCAUCCCUCAUUACUUCACAAAGUUCACAAACAAGUCUCUUGACUCAUACGAGUUCAAAGACACGUUUCUGAGCUUCUUCAGUGGACCCGAAUAUGCAGCUUUGAAGGAGAAAAUUGAUGGCAUUGAUUGGGACGCCCGAUUUUAUGGCCGCGGUCUCCCACCGAAGCCUGAGUUUGACACUAGUCUGAUAGAUAUUUGCUACAAGCUAGCAGAGCAAUGGAAGGAUAAGAGCUUUGUCCCUAAAUCUGGGGAUGUUGAGGGCUGGAGUGCCAAUCAGAAGCUCGUUUUACUUGGUGAAAUUCAGGACUUUGAUGAGCCACUCACCGUAGAACAAGCUCGUCAACUUGGGGAGAUAUAUGGCUUGUUUUCUACGCAAAAUGUGGAGCUGAAAUCGGCAUACUAUCAGAUUACCCUCAGAUCCAAGGACGAGAGCACCUACCAAGGCGUAGCGGACCUGCUAGGCUCGGUAGGACGGAUGAAGUUUGUCAGACCUCUCUUCAGGGGCCUAAACAAGGUCGACAGGCCGCUGGCUCUUAAGACAUUCGAGAAGAAUAAGGACUUUUACCAUCCAAUCUGCUUUGCUAUGGUGGAGAAGGACCUUGGACUCUCAAAGGACGCUAAGAAGGCGUAA
Messenger RNA from Phaeoacremonium minimum UCRPA7, 1836 nucleotides. RefSeq names its product putative leukotriene a-4 hydrolase protein. The record is from RefSeq and is a predicted model, not a curated record. Gene Ontology annotation, biological process: proteolysis. Gene Ontology annotation, molecular function: aminopeptidase activity; zinc ion binding; epoxide hydrolase activity. Lineage: Eukaryota; Fungi; Ascomycota; Sordariomycetes; Togniniales; Togniniaceae. Gene Ontology annotation, cellular component: cytosol. Bases 1 to 1836 code for a protein of 611 amino acids. The transcript has 6 exons.